AUGGCAGCAAAUAACACUUCUGUCCCAGGUACGCUCCAAGUGCGGAAUGUAUUUUAUUCUUUGUAUGAAAGUAGGGCUACAGUGAUUUGUAUAAGUUUUAAAAGUUUCCAUUAAAUUUAACUGUUGGGUUGGUUCGUAGGCGAAAUGUAUCUCGAAAAAUUAUUUGCCGUAAUAGGUUAAAAGUGGAAUUUUCUCCGAUACUGAUUAAUAACGUCUAGGAUUUAUUUUUAUUUAAAGGGACUUUUGACGCACUUUUCGUUUCCAUGAACAAGCCAAGGCACUUUUUCUUGAUUCCAAAAAUUUUUGCAUGGUCCUAUUUCAAAUCGUUCAUGUCUUACGGCUUGAUUGUGCGAAGACUAACCCUUACUCUUAGAUGGAUUUUCUAAGAAAUAUGUAAUGUCAUGAUUGUACAACGAUGAUUUGAAAAACUAGGACAAUGAUUUGAGGAAAUGUACAAUUUUUGGGUAUUUCUUUUUCUUUUUUGUAACAUUUUUUGGAAAAGUUUCCCCUCAUCUUUAUUUAUAUAUAAUUUUACAUGAAAUAUUCAGUUGUCGUGUUCGAUCAAAAUACACAUGAACUGUAAGAGCGGGUGCUGUUAGUUUUGUUCUAAGUGUCAUUCUGUACGGUCUGAAUUAAAAGGACAGAUUAUGAAAAUCCAAAAUAUUUACUGUCCCGGUUUACUUUGUGUGUGUUUUUGUCGCAAAUAAUUUUAUGUAGCGCUAAAAUAAAACUAAUUUUAUUACCAUAGCGAAAUUAAAUGAUCAAAUACUGUAGCUUUCCCUGGAGGUUCAUUAAAAUCAAAGACGAAUGAGUGACAGUUCGUGAAUAAUUUAAACAUUUGUGAACUUCUCAAGAGAACUUAAGAAGAUUCAUCCCUUUUUAUUACUUGAAAUAAUUGAGAAAUCAAAUCCAAGUUGACGUGCAGCUUCCCUUGUGUUCUUUUUGUGCCGAUAUUCGCCAACGUAAGUAAAAGUUCAAAAUCCCGCCUUAGUGCUACAAAACAGUUUCCACAGCUGCUGGUAUCAAAUGUUCCCCACAGGUAGUUUUUUUUCUAUCCAAGCAAACUGUUUCAAUAAAGAAACCGAUUUAGUUAAAUCUAGUUAUUACUUUGGAUACCAUUUAUCGGACCGGAAAAAGUUGUUUUGUGCAUAUUUUAGCAAGUGAACGUAUCUCAAACUAAUUUCCGAUUUCUUUCCAAGAAAAACUUUGCAUAAAAGCUGGCAAGCCAAUGCAGUGAACGAAACAGAGCAUGUCAGGACACAAUAGACUUUUAAAAUGAUUCCUAAUGUUGGAAAUAUACUUUACUGCUUUCUUCAAAAAAUUUGAGUCGUGCUUACCCCUAAAUUUUUCCCAAAAACUCGAAAUUUUUGCAUUGAUUUACACUUACAACAGUAUUCAUUUAUGCAGGCGCCCGAGGCGAAAAGAAACAUCAUAAAAAUGUAGUAAGUUAAUUAAACAGCAUCUGCAGGUCAGUGGCGGCUUUCCUUAGAUCGUUCUUGGUAAAACGAAAAAUUAUAAUAGUGUAGUUCCUUUCCUUCUCUGUACUAAGCUGACAAUUUGACUUUUUGCCCCAUCCACAGUAAUUGUUUUUGACCUCCUUUCAUCUUGUAUCUUCAGACCAUGGGUUCUUCAAUAGUUUUUUGAUGAGUAAAAUUGUCUUGGUAACAGUUUUUGGCUCUUGAAAAAUCGGUCUUUGCACUCAUCUUUGUCACUGUUCACCAUCCUCGUUCUUUUUGGGUUGUUUCACCAAAUUUGGUACUUUGUUAUCUCAAAGGAAGUCACGUCGCUUUAAGUCAGGUCGCCCUCAAGUUGAGUGACCUCGUCUCCAAUUGUGGUUAUGUCGCCGCCCUCAAGUGUGAUUACCUAUCGCGGUGCGACUAUGCAAACGAAUAUUUCAAGGUUUUGUGCUUUUUUUUUUUCUUUCGUCGACUUCCUUUGUUGUCUUGGAUAGUUCAGGGCGAAAAAGAAAUUAAAAUGCUUCGUUUGAUUGACUAGGCCAAUAAAUAUUAAAUGCAAGCUGUAUGUAAGUUCAUUACAAGUUAAACUGACAGAUAAUAUUAGGCUGUUGGCUUAAAAACUAAGUUGAACUGAUUUGGCAAGUGCGACCACUGGAUUUGACACCGAGUAAAUUUAUAUCACAAGCGUUGCUUUUGGCUUCAACCUAGGAAUAAUUUAUAUUAAGAGAGUGACUAUUGGAAAGGGAGUAACGAAUCUGUAGAAAUAAGGGGUUCAUUUUGUGUUCUUGUCUUCUUUUUAUCUCCAGAUAUGGAAAACGCGACGUCAUUAAGUGGUGAUGAUGUUCACGGGGCUAAAGUGUGGAUGACUCUCGCUUAUACUGUUAUCUUUAUCUUUGGCUUCUUUGGUAACACUUGUAUCAUUUACAUUGUGGCAACUCGUGCGAGAAUGAAGACUACUUUCAAUUUUCUAAUUGUUAACAUGGCGAUCGGCGAUCUGCUGGUUUCUAUUUUCAUUAUGCCUUUUGAGGUGAGUCAAACAGCACUUGCUUUGUAAAUAUACGAGUACAUUGACAAUUACAUUCAAGCCUCAAUCAUCAAAGGGGUUUUUAAUAAUAAGUAUUCUGGUGCAAUGAUACUCUUUAAUAUGGGGCUAAGUUGGUUCUCUCCAAGUUUUAAACUUUUCUUGUUCUCCGCUCUAACUGUGCCUCUAUUCCUUCAGCUUCUUCGCGAUAUUGCUAAGUUCAGUCAUACGCACGCACACAUUAUUAGUUUUGUCUGAAACAGUCGAACUUGUAUAAGUGGGCACCCACGAGGAAUGGGAGGGGGGGAGGCGGGUGCUCCCUUUGUACAGUUUCAACAGAUCAGGGGUAUCAUAAUAAACGGUGCACAACACCACCUUAUGCCAUAAAUGGCCAUUUAAUGUGCUCAAAAAUACUACUUACUUUGAUUUUUAGAGAGAAACAUAGAUCAAAAUUUGAAAUAUUAUUCUUAGUUCUAUUUGGGUGGUUCCGCUUUCAGUGAGCGUUCGAUACAGGUGGAAAAUAAUAAAAACAGGCAGUCAGGAUGUAGUCACAAGUAACUGCGACCGUUUAAUAGAGGUCACCGCUCAAUAAAGGUGAAAAUUACAGUGAUUAGGGGGAAACAAAUUGGAGACUUUAACAACUGAUCGCUUAAUACGGGGUGACCGCUAAAUACGGUGCCACUUAAUACAGGUUCGACUGUAUUCCAUUCCAACAAAGGAGACUAGUAAAAUUAGCUACGCAAAGGUGAGACGGAGCUUGGGCUCUAUGAGGAGUAUCAUUGCAUUUACCAGAAUGAACUAUUUCAAUGUUUGUGGAAGCUCUAGCUUUGUCGCUGACAAGUUUUUUUUUUAACUCACAGCCUGGGUAUGUUUAUGUCUUUUUUUUGGUCUUUGUAGGUGAUUUUUUUGUACAUUGGAUUGACGUGGUUACCCGGUGGCUUUGGAUCAGUGACCUGCAAGUUUGUUAAAUUCUCAGGGGUUCUGUCCAUAGCAGCCACUAUUAUAACCCUCGUGUUUAUAUCAUUGGACCGCUACUUUGCCAUUCUUCAUCCAUUCGCCGACGUCCCCAUUAUUCGGAACACUAAAUUAGUUACCUCUCUGAUUUGGAUUUCAUCUUCGCUGUAUUUCUCUCUGUAUCUGGUUCUUUUUGAUAGCGUGCCUUCUGCUGACGGAUCUUCCUGGGAAUGUAGAAUGAUCUGGAGCUACUUAUCCUCAGACAGGAUGAAACAAUUCGAAAUUGGCAGAGCUUACUUCAUGACAACCUUUGUGGUGCUGUAUCUGUUUGCACUUGUAAUCAUUGCAACCUUGUACAUUCUUAUUGGUCGUCGCCUCUGGUCACGUGUGAUUCCGGGGGCUUCAACUGCCAGUCAAAAGCGUCAAAACGAGUCGUCUAAAAGGAAAGUACUGCGCAUGCUCAUCAUUGUUGUUGUUGUCUUUGCGCUGUGUUGGCUGCCGAGUCACAUUGUGCAUUUGAUGGGUUAUUUCUUCACCCCGACUUACGUUGCUUUAUUUUCACACGAGUACUUGGAAUCCAGCUUUUACUUUCUGUCGCACGCCAAUAGCGCUAUAAACCCGUGCCUGUAUAUUUUUCUCAACCAACGAUUUAACCAUGAAUUUAAAAACGUUGUCCGAUCUCUUUUCUGUCGUCCAGCCAAAGAAGACCUAUUGGGUCCUCAGUCAGUUUACCAAAGGUCUACUGAAGGCACGAUGGCCAUGAAAUAA
This is a messenger RNA of Pocillopora meandrina, 4200 nucleotides long. The record is from the annotation of a GenBank genome assembly. NCBI's taxonomy places the organism in Eukaryota, Metazoa, Cnidaria, Anthozoa, Scleractinia, Pocilloporidae.